CAUCCAGGAUGAGACAGACGACUCGGCCAGCUGUGCGUCCAUGGGGGACCAUUCAAUAGGUGGCCUGAUUGAUUUUAAAAAGCAGCACCCUUCCUCAGAAAACAUCACCCAGCAGGAGAGCUCAGACUCCCCUGUACCACGCAGCUCCAAGCAGAGUGACCAAUCAAUAGGAGCCCUGAUUGAUUUUAAAGGCAGACGUGAUUCUCUGGAGAAGAGCAUCAAGGAUGAGAGACACGACUCGGCCUGCUGUGCGUCAAUGGGCGGCCUGAUUGAUUUUAAAGAUCAACAACAUGCAUUUGAAAAUGGAGUCCACCAGGAGGGAUUGGAGGCUACCAGUAGUGAGCCUGUCCAGAAGCAUCAAACAGAUCUGGAGGACAUAUUUAUGCUGCUUGAAGAGACCAUGAUCCCGUUUGUGAAGGAAGAGCUGAAACUCUUUCAAAGAGUCCUCUGUCCAGAUUCCGAAGGUGAGACGCAGAAGGAAGACAUGGUGGACAGUGAGGAGGAAGAGCAGAGGAAGAGCAACAGAGAGGCCCUUCUGAAGCUCACGCUGCACUUCCUGAGGAGAAUCAAGCAGGAGGAGCUGGCCGACUCUCUGCAGAGCAAAGCAGUUGGUCCUAUAUGCCAGCAAAAAAUCAAAAGAAACCUAAUAGGGAUAUUCCAGCGUUUUUUUGAGGGAAUUGCUAAAGCAGGAAACCCCACACUGCUGAAUGACAUUUACACAGAGCUCUUCAUCGCAGAGGGGGGGAGUGGGGAGGUCAAUGAGGAACAUGAGAUCACACAGAUCGAGACAACAUCCAAGAAACCAUCAAGACCAGAAACUAUGAUCAAAUGUGAAGACAUCUUCCAACCAUUGCCUGGCAGAGAUCAUCAACCGAUCAGAACAGUGCUGACAAAGGGAGUGGCUGGCAUAGGGAAAACAGUCCUAACACAUAAGUUCACUCUGGACUGGGCCGAAGACAAAGCCAACCAGGACAUCCAGUUCACAUUUCCAUUCACCUUCAGAGAGCUCAAUGUGCUGAAAGGGAAAAAGUACAGCUUGGUGGAACUUAUUCAUCACUUCUUUACUGAGACCAAAGAAGCAGGAAUCUGUAACUUUGACAAGUUCCGGGUUGUUUUCAUCUUUGACGGUCUGGAUGAGUGCCGACUUCCUCUGGACUUCCACAACAACGAGAUCCUGACUGAUGCUACAGAGUCUGCCCCAGUGGAUGUGGUUCUGACAAACCUCAUCACGGGAAAACUGCUUCCAACGGCUCGCCUCUGGAUAACCACACGACCUGCAGCAGCCAAUCAGAUCCCUCCUGAGAGCAUUGACGUGGUGACGGAGGUCCGAGGGUUCACCGACCCACAAAAGGAAGAGUACUUCAGGAAGAGACUGGGAGAGGAGGAGCAGGCUGGCAGAAUCACCUCCCACAUCAAGACAUCACGAAGCCUC
Etheostoma spectabile (orangethroat darter) is the source of this 1432-nucleotide messenger RNA. RefSeq names its product NACHT, LRR and PYD domains-containing protein 3. The record is from RefSeq and is a predicted model, not a curated record. NCBI's taxonomy places the organism in Eukaryota, Metazoa, Chordata, Actinopteri, Perciformes, Percidae.